AUGAAGGAUGACGAUGGUCUGAACAACAUCCUGAUGCUCCGUGCUGCAUUGGGCUGGACCACAACCAUGCACGAAUGUAAGAGAAAGAUACCGUUGACUGGAGUUAGCACUUUUAAGAAAUACCUGCCUGAGACAAUUCUAAUUCCAAAAGAAGACCCAGGAGUAUUUUACUACUGCCUCUUAAAAUCGAGAAGUAACCCAAAAGCUCGUUACAAUCCAUAUGACCUACAGGUGGUUCCUCUCACCACAGCCACAAAUUGUCAAGAGUAUUGGACAAUCAGUGCUUCCUAUGUCUCCAAGGUGACUUUUUUUCCAGACAAAGAAGAAAUAGACAGCAUUCCUGCAACAGAAUGGAUACGAGAAAGAUGCUACUUCAGAUUGAUAUAUAAUCUGCCCGUUUUUGUGCAAUUCAGAAUUUGGAAAGCAUUCACCACUUGGAAGAUAAAUGUCCACCAUCUGAAGGCCCAAAACAGCAGGAUGAUUUUGCUCAAAGAGCUGUUUUUCACUGAUACGCUGUUUCAAGGCACCUUACUGUAUGUGCGUGCACUGUGUGAGACAGCCAGUUCUAGUAAUGGAGGUGAAGGAAAAGGAGACAGUGCCAUUUCUCUUCUAAAGAUGGACACAUCUCGCUCCUAUUUAAUCAAGGAGUUUUGUGAAACACAGUCUCAACAGUGCAAACUUGCUCAGGAGCAACUUGUUUCUCUCAAACAGAAAAUAAUUGACUCCACCCUGGAAUCCUGUUGGAAGGUGGCUGAGAGGGAAGGCAUGCAGAAACUUAUCAAAAUGCUCUCAAUGGAUUCAGGAGAGAAGCUAACACACGUAGAGGUGUCGGACGUUAGGAUCUUCCUGGCUCAAAUUAUCCGAUUCCUGAAACUAGUUGACUAUCUAUUUCAAGAGCUGCUGUAUCGCCUGGUAACCACAGCAGUUCAGUUUCUGUUACACUUCAUAACUCUUUCAGACAGCGUAACCUCAACGGAGGAGAAAAAGAACGAGGAGCUCUUAGGGACCAAAAAGAUUGAAAUCCGUUAUGGCCGAUCUAAACAAUUGGAUUUUGAAGAGGAUGUUGUAGAGUUACAAUCAACGCGCAAGAGUACUCAUCGACCUGAAGUAAAACCUUAUCAGGCACCGUUUGUGGUCACUGAAGAUUAUAUUAACCAGAUAAUCAAACAGGUUCAAGAUCAGCAGAAUAAGAAGAAGUCUCCAGAGGCUAUGUUCAUGGUUCACGUUACCCUCAAAGUUCGCCUUAAAAUGCAGCAGCCAAAAACUUCUGGACAAGUGUCUAAAUGCCAUAAAGCUAAUCCCUACUGCAACCCAGCUGAGAACGAGAAGAAGUUGGCAGAAGAUUCCAGAGGCAGGAAAUGCAUUUUCAUGGAUUAUUCAACGCAACCUGCAAGCGUUGAAAGUAUUGCAGCUGAAAAAGAUGACCUUUAUGACAGCGAGUUUGAAACUGAUGGCGAGGAAAAUGAUGAGAGUAACUAUGAAAAGAAGAGAUUUGUACGCUAUUACUUGGUACCCUCAGAGGACGAGCUUUUGGUACAAGUGCACGAAGUGGUGGAUGGACUGCAAGAUACGAUUGCCUCUUUGUCUGCCUUUCUCCAUGAGCCUCAGUUAUCCUUAUUUAAUACUGAGCCUCCACAUGACCAGGAUCUUACAAUGAAGAAGGAAUUGGAAAGGAAGAACAGAACUAAAAAACUAUGUGCAGACUAUGCCACAUUGUUUAGGCAAGAUCCAGAUUACCAAGAUAACCUUACUAAACUGUGGAAUAUGCUAAGCGCAGCAAUGAAGCGUACCAAAGAGUACAGCAAGAGCUUCAGGAGAUUCUGCUCACUGGUGGAACAUGCCAAUAAGAUGGAUAUUAAGAUUUCCAUGGACCAAGUUGAAUGGACCCCACAAAUUUUCAGGAAUGUGCUAAACGUGUACAAUGAACACAUAAUGGAGAUAAAAAAGAUCAAUGUGGAGAAGCGCUUGGGUAUGAUUAAAGUGAUGGGCCUCCAGUUCCAGAGUGACUGCCUGCCCCACACUGAAGCAGUGGUGAAUAGAAUCAGUGGCCAUCUGACGGUUAUUGCGAACAAGAAGAAUGAAGAGCUUCUGGCAAUCAUUGCUGAAGCUCUAAAGAGGCUCCAAAAGGACCCCAGUGUGGUUGAAGAGUUUGUGGAGCACCUGCUGUUCCUGGGGCGGAUCACAGAGGAGCUGCCCUUACUAGAAAAGGAGUACAGCCUGGUGACGCAGCUCUUUGCCAUUGCAAAGGACUGCGAUAUUGAGAUCGUUCCAGAGGACCUGGCAUUGUACCACACUCUAGUCCCCAGCUUCCAGGACCUGAAGUCCACUGUCCUCUUUUGCGAAGCCAAGAAAGACGGAAAUCUCUUGAAGUUCAAGGAAGACCUGAUACAGCACAUUACUGACCUGUACUUUGAACUGAUGGAGAUUAAACAUAAGGUGAGGAAUCCGAUACUCAUCCAUUCAGACACACCCCGAAAUCAGGCCUUGCAGACCAUCCAAAUUCUCACACAAGAACUCACAACCGUUUCCAACAAGGCCCGAAACUACAGCAAUUACCAGGAAAGCUUCUGCAGCUCCGAUAGCAAGAGGAAGUCACAGAAUUUGUCUGUGUCCAUGGAGGCUAUAAUUCCCUUGCAGAAGUGCGAGGGGAUCAGCACCCAGAAGCUGAACAUCAAGCUCUCGGAGAUCGAGUACGACCUGAUGCUGCGCAAGCUGUUGUGGGAGUCUCAGGACGAGUGGGAGAACCUGUAUAUGAAUUGGACCAGCACCUUCUUCGAUGAAUUGAACGUCGAUAUAAUUCAGAGGGGUGUCCACAGGUUCACACAAACCAUGUACAUGUUGGAGAAAGGAUUGCCAGCGAAUGAUAUAGUGCCUCUGAGAAAGGAAGCGGUAUUAGAUUUUAAACGAGGGCUGCCAGUCAUUGUGGCCUUGAGGAACCCCUACCUGCAGGACCGGCACUGGAUUAUCAUUCAGAAUACCAUUGGGCGAUCGAUCAACAAGGACAAAGGGCUGACGCUAGGCAAUCUCCUGAAGCUCAGGCUCUUCCAACACAGAGAGGAGAUUAUUAACAUAUCAGCUACAGCCACCAACGAGGCCACGCUGAAAAACAUGCUGGAUAAAAUCAUUAACCUGUGGAACUACACCAACUUCAAGCUGGUCACCCAUCAUUCUGAGAACCUCACCAUAUCCAUCAUUGGCUCUGCUGAGGAGAUUUUCACUCAGCUGGAGGAGAGUCAAGUCACCAUCUCCAAUAUUAAGGGAUCACGUUAUGUGGGACCCAUCAAGAAUGAGGUUGAUGAAUGGGAUCGCAAGCUGACUCUUUUGGCCUCCACCCUUGAGGAAUGGAUGACGUGCCAGCGGAACUGGCUUUAUCUCAAGCCCAUCUUCCAGGCCCCCGACAUCCAAAGGCAGCUUCCGACUGAAACCAAAGAGUUUGUGGUGAUUGAUAAAAACUGGAAAGAGCUGAUGAGGAAAACUGCAGAGAAUCCCAACACCCUAAAGGCAGCAACAGCACCAGGAGUACUGGAGCUCCUGCAGGCAACCAACGGACAGCUGGAGAGCAUACAGAAAUGUUUGGAGGAUUAUCUGGAAGCCAAACGGACAGCUUUCCCAAGGUUUUAUUUCCUCACCAGUGAUGAACUGCUGGAUAUCUUGUCUCAGAGCAAAAAUCCAGAUGCUGUCCGGCCUCACUUGCCGAAAUGCUUUGAGAACAUCAGGUCGUUGGACAUUCGCAGGCAGGCCACAAGCCCUCCCAUGGUUGUGACGAUCAAGUCUGCAGAGAACGAGAUACUGCCCAUGCCAAAGAAUGUUCGGGCCCGGGGUCCUGUCGAACAGUGGUUGGGAAAUGUGGAGACUGCCAUGUUCGACACUGUGAAAAAGCAUCUCCUUAUGGGAUACACCACCUGGAACUCAAAAGAUUUCAAGAAAUGGGUAAUGUCUCACCCAGGACAAGUGGUGCUGACUGUGAGUCAGAUAGUGUACAACGAAGACUGUGUGAAAAGCUUUGCCAGUGCUACGCCACACACGGAGCUGAAGGAGGUGUACACGCAGCUUGUGCACAGGCUAGAGGAAUUGGUGGAGCUAGUCUCCAGGAGCCAGCGACCCUGCCAGCAAACAACCCUGGAGACUUUAAUGAUCAUCACUGUACACUGCCGGGAUGUGUUGCGUGACAUGAUCCACAAGAAAGUCUUCAGAGUGGAUGAUUUUGACUGGACAAGGCAGUUGCGUUAUGAAUGGAAUGUGCAUAACAACACUUGUUACGUGGUCCAAGUCAACAGCUCUUUUACCUAUGGCUACGAGUAUCUGGGCUGCACUCCUCGCUUGGUCAUCACGCCACUCACUGACCGCUGCUGGCUGACCCUCAUGGGAGCCGUACACCUGCACCUCGGAGGCUCGCCUGCAGGACCAGCCGGCACUGGCAAAACUGAAACUGUCAAGGACCUUUCCAAAGCCCUGGGAAAGCACUGUGUUGUUUUUAAUUGCUCAGAAGGUAUGGACUAUAAGAUGUUGGGAAAAUUGUUCUCUGGGAUGGCUCAGUCCGGGGCUUGGUGCUGCUUUGACGAAUUCAACCGGAUUGAUGUGGAGGUCCUGUCAGUCACAGCCUCGCAGAUUUACACCAUUAAAGCAGCCAAAGACAGCGGAGUCAUGAGAUUUGUGUUUGAAGGUAGAGAAAUACGUCUCAACAUGUCCUGCAAUAUCUUUGUAACUAUGAACCCAGGGUACGCCGGUCGGGUGGAACUCCCGGACAACCUGAAGUCUCUGUUCCGGCCUGUGGCGAUGGUGGUUCCCGAUUACCAGCUAAUAGCAGAAAUCAUGCUUUUCUCUGAGGGAUUUAACUCAGCCAAAUCUCUGUCAGGCAAGAUCGUCAAUCUGUACCAACUGGCCAUGAAACAGUUAUCUCAACAGGACCAUUAUGACUUUGGAUUGAGAGCCAUCAAGUCCAUUCUUAUGAUGGCCGGGCAGAAGAAGAGAACAACCAAAGCAAACGAUACCAACAAAUCCCUGACUCAGCAGGAGGAAUCGCACAUCUUGAUCAAUGCGCUGAAAGCUGCCAAUCUUCCCAGGUUUGUGGCUGAAGAUGUGCCUUUGUUCGAGAGGAUUCUGGCUGAUUUGUUUCCAGGAGUGACAACCCCCAAAGAGGAAACCUACCUCCUAAAGAAAGCAAUAGCUGAUGUAACCAAUGUCCUGGGCUUGCAGCACUGGCCGAGCCAAGUGGAGAAAAUCCUACAAUUCCACAACCAGCUUCUGGUUCGCCAUGGAGUGAUGUUAGUGGGCCCCACAGGUGGAGGAAAGACAACAGUCAGACAGAUUCUGGAGAAAGCACUCGCCAUUUUGCCAAAUCUUACUUUGGAGGCAAACUCUAAGCUUUCUCUCCAAACUUUCCAUACCAAGAAAGGUAAAAUGGAAUCCUUUACCAUCAACCCUAAGUGUGUCAAUCUUGGGGAGUUGUACGGGCAGAUAAACAUGAGCACCAUGGACUGGUCAGACGGGCUCCUGUCCUCAGUAGCACGAAGAUUUGCGAAGGAACUGAGCAGAGAGAAUGACCCUGAUCGGCUGGGCCAAUUACCUCCUUUAAUAAAGAUUGAUAAGGACACACGUUGGAGUGACCUCCAAUACCCAUUUCAGGAGAAUCAAGAUCUCAACAUGAUAGAUAGCUGGCGCUGGAUAAUCUUGGAUGGCCCCAUAGACACCAGUUGGGUUGAAAAUCUGAACACAGUUUUGGAUGACACAAAGAUUCUAUGCUUGGUGAAUGGUGAACGGAUACGCUUUACCCCCGGUUUAAGGCUCAUCUUCGAGGUGGACAGCCUGGCCUGUGCCAGUCCUGCCACCAUCAGUCGAUGUGCCAUGGUUUACAUGGAGCCUGUGGAUCUUGGCUGGAAACCUUAUGUGAAAACCUGGCUUUCACGUCUCUCAAGUGGAUUGACCAGCAGAGGAAAAAUCUGUCUACAGGAACUUUUUGAAGUCAGUAUGGCACAAGGCCUGGACUUUGUAAACAGCCGGAGAGAGUUACAGCACUUCCCAGUCUCCGAGAUGGGCCUCAUCAUGACUCUGUGUAACAUUUUACAAGCUUUUCUGGACUUCAUGGACAAGAACGGUGGCUUUGGCGAGCAAACUGACUUAAUCGAUGAGGAAGAAAACCUGUUUGAGGGCAUAUUACUGACGCCAGCACAUAAGGAGAAACUUCCUUCUUUUUCCAGUAGUAUUGCAGUAUCUUCAAUGGAGGAGACAAGGUGGUUUAUGCAAAAGGAGCCAAAGCAACUGAACACAUUCCUGAUUAAGCUUUACGUGUUUGCUUUCACCUGGGCCAUAGGCGGAAAUCUGAAACGCGAGGAUGACCACGGAGAAGAAAGUCUGAUUAGCUCAGGGACUGAGGGCAAAGAUGACUAUCUCAUCAAAGUCACAUGGGACUUUGACAGCUUUGCCCGCAGAAUUUUCAGUGGAGAGAAGGGGCUCAAGAUCCGUUUUCCACCUGAGAGCAAGCCUAUCUUCAGCUACUUUGUGGAUAUGCAAUUGGGCAACUUUGUACCCUGGGACAACUUGAUCCCAUCGACUCAAUCACUUAUCUCAAAAGGGAUACACCUAUCUGCCCUGAAUGACCCAAUGAUAGCUGGAAUCACCAAAGCAGAUGACUUAGGCAAGAGUUCGUUCUUUCAGAGAGAGCUGGUGCCAACAAUAGACAGCGUGCGAUAUUCCUUCUUGACAAGUCUGAUGUUGCUGAGCCAUUGUCCAGUACUGCUAACAGGUGAAUCUGGGAUUGGGAAGUCUACUAUCAUUCAAAAUAUGCUCUCCGAACUCCGCAAGGAACAUGGAACGACGAUCCGACCCAAGACUAUCUUGGGCAAUGUCUUCCUUCACAAUGAAACAAAGCCUGCAAGCUUUCUGCAGAACAUCAGCUACCUGACCACUGGGUUCCUGGAUAAGGAUAAAGAUACAACCUGCAUUGAUGGAGAUUGCCGACAACAGAACAGUGAGCUGAGUGCGAGAAAUCCUGUUCAUGUCUUGCUAGAAAAGAUGGACUUAGUGAUCGCCAAGGUACAGUUCAACACGCAGACCACUACCGCCCGAACACAAGCCCAGAUCCUUAACAAUCUUGUGAAGAAAGGCCAAGAUGUGCUCCGUCCUCCAAAACAAAGGAAGAUGAUCGUGUUUGUUGAUGACUUGAACAUGCCGACGCCAGGGCCGUACGGAGAUCAGCCACCCCUCGAGCUGAUCCGUCAGUUCCUGGAGCUUGGAGGCUUCUUCGACACUAAAAAGCUGCUGUGGAAGCAUGUGGAAAAUGUAACCAUGGUUGCAGCUUGUGCGCCCCCCGGUGGCGGAAGGAAUGAAAUCAGCCCACGGCUUCUUAAACACUUCUGCAUGUUUGCCCUGCCUCAACCUGCUACCAGCUCGCUACAGCAUAUCUUCCAGGUACAAGUUGGCUGUUACCUGGAGAGCCGUGAAUUCAUGCGUGACGUGCAACGCUGCAGGAAAUCACUGGUGUCGGCCUCUAUCGCCCUUUACUACAAGAUGUGCCACUACAUGCUGCCCACUCCGGUGAAGCCCCACUAUACCUUCAACCUCCGCGAUCUGGCCAAGGUAAUUCAGGGUUUGCUGCAAGCCAACGAGUCUGUCAUCGUCUCCAAAGUCAAAGUGAUUGAACUGUUUGUGCAUGAAGCAGCCAGGUGCUUCCACGACCGGCUUGUUGACGUCCCAGAUAGAUACAUGUUCUAUCAGUUCCUCUCAGAUGAGCUGCACAACUACUUUAAGGUGAGCUGGACCCCUGAGAAGUUGAUAUCCGAAGCCUUCCUCUUUGGCGACUUUCUGGACAUGCACACCGACAGGAAAAACCGCAUCUACGAUAGGAUCUCGGACAUGAAGAUGUUGGCCACGGUACUGGAGGAAUACUACAUCCGCUCCCAACCAGCCACCACCACGACCUCUUUACUGAUGUUCUUCAAAGAAGCAAUCGAGCACAUCACAAGAGCAGCCAGAGUGUUAAGACUGCCUGGAGGACACAUGAUGCUGGCUGGUGUGGAUAGCACGGGGAAGAUAACCUCCUGCUCACUGGGCAGCCAGAUCGCUGGCUGUGAGCUCUUCAGACUUGCUGUGGACCAGCACUACAGUCACUUUGACUUCAGGGAGGAUCUGAAGAAAGUCUUCAAAAAGACAGGCCUCCAAGGACAGAGCACCGUCCUCCUCUUGUCCGAUGCCGAUCUAGUCAAGGACAUGAUUCUCGAGGACGUGAACUGUAUCCUGAACUCGGGGGAGGUUCCGGACCUGUUUGACACUGAGGAGUUAAACAGCAUCAUCACACAUCUGAAGAACUCUGCCAUCGAAGCCAAUAUAUCGGACCAACGGGAAGCUGUGUUUGCCUUUUUCCUGCAGCGUGUAUCCGUCAAGCUCCAUGUGGUGCUAGCGACCAGCCCCGUGGGCACGCUCUUCCGCCAGAGGUGCCGUAUGAACCCGUCGCUAAUCAACUGCUGCACCAUAGAUUGGUAUGACAUGUGGUCCAGGGAAGCCCUGCUCAGCGUGGCCAACAACCUCUUCACCAACGUGGACUUUGGAUAUGCCAACAAGAAUCUGAAGCAGACAGUCACCCACAUGUGCGUGGAUAUGCACAACAGUGUGACGCUGGCCGCUAGUCACUUCUGGGAGGAAAUGAGACGAUACUAUUACAUCACACCCAGUAACUACCUGGAGUUCAUUCACAACUUCACCAAGAUGUUAACAAUCAAGAGAAAGAUAUUCUAAACAACAGAUCGCUUCAAAAACGGGUUGAAAAAGCUUUCAGAGGCGUCCUCGCUGAUCGGAGUCAUGCAGGAGGAGCUCGUGGCAUUGGGCCCACAGAUAGAAGAGAAAUCCAAGGAGGUUGAGCAGCUGAUGGAAAAGCUGCAAAGGGACGCGGAGGCCGUGGAGGAAAUACGAGCUAUUGUGAAAGUGGACGAGGCAUUCAUGGCUGAAGAGACACAGAUUGUGCAGGAUUAUGCUGAGCAAGCCACCCAAGAGCUGAAUGAAGUGCUGCCGGUUCUGGAACAGGCCAUAUUGGCCCUGGGGGCCCUGGACAAAGGGGACAUCUCCGAAAUCAGAGUAUACACCAGCCCCCCUACUCUGGUUCUAACCGUGAUGUACGCCGUCUGUAUCCUGCUACAGAAGAGCCCAACCUGGACGACAGCGAAACUCCUGCUCGGUGACCCCAGCUUUCUCAAACAGCUGGUGAACCUGGAUAAAGACAACAUACCAGAGAAGGUCUUCCAGAGUUUGAAAAUUUAUUCAAAACGUUCAAACUUUAACCCUGACAGGGUCGGAGCAGUGUCCACCGCCUGCCGCUCACUCUGUCAGUGGGUACUCGCACUAGAGAACUAUAACACGGUCAAAAAGGCCGUUCAACCCAAACAACAGCGAGUGGCAGAAGCCAAGGAAGCGCUGGGCAUUGCUCGCGAAAAGCUGAAGACGAAGCAAAGAAGCCUUAACCUGAUUGAGGAUCACCAGCAAUCGCUGCAGGAUCUGUACAACAAAACCGUGAGCCAGAAAGAAAGUCUAGCCAAUCGCAAAUACCUAGCUACUAAUCGGCUGAUACGGGCCUCUCUCUUGAUCUCUGCUCUUGGUGAAGAAAAGGUGCGUUGGAAGCAGUUUAUCCACGAGUUGGACAAGUGUAUAAAGGGGAUCGUGGGUGACACGCUGCUCUCAGCUGCCAGCAUCACCUACUAUGGAGUGUUCACGGCUCAAUACCGGAGGAGGAUAAUGGAGGAGUGGCUCAGACUGUGCACCUCUUCUGAUGUCCCUAUCUCACCCGACUACACACUGGUCAAAGACACAGUCGAGAAGAAUCAAGUUCGCAAGUGGCAGAACAAGGGGCUUCCUCCGGACCACUACUCGAUGGAGAAUGCCAUUUUGGUGAUGAAGGGGCGUUGCUGGCCCCUGAUGAUUGACCCCCAGGGGCAGGCGUGUAAGUGGAUCUCGCAGAUGGAAGGCAAGCAGCUGAGCGUAAUUGCUGCCAAGCACCCCAAGUGUAUGAAGACCUUAGAGACCGCCAUCCGCAUGGGCCAGCCGGCUCUGCUCACGGAGAUGACGGAAGAGCUGGACCCCAGCCUGAGGCCAAUUCUGCUGAAGGUCAUUUCCACUCGAGCCGGCCAGGACUACAUCAAAAUCGGGGAGACGGAGGUAGAAUACAAUCGCAACUUCAGGUUGUACAUGACCACACAAGCACCCAACCCUCAAUACCUCCCAUCUGUGUCUAUCCUGGUGACUCUGAUCAAUUUCACGGUGACCUUUGAGGGUUUGCAGGACCAGCUGCUGAGCAGAGUGGUCAAGCAACAGCACCCACAGGUGGAAGAGCAGAUGGGGCAGCUUCUGGAAAGCAUCACCUCGGACAAGAGCGCACUACGCGAUCUGGAGAACAAGUCUCUCUCACUCUUACAGAAGGCAGAGGGUCACAUCUUGGAUGACCAGGUCCUGAUUGAUACCCUUCAGCAGUCAAAGGUAAUGUCAAAGGAGAUUCAGCAGCGGAUUGAAGCCUCGGAGGUUAAUGAGAAGAAGAUCACGGCUGCUCGGAAAAAGUAUCUGCCCAUGGCAACCCGCGGGGCUGUGCUGUAUUUUGUUGUGGCUGAGCUGGCCCAGCUGGACUACAUGUACCAGUUUUCCUUGGAUUGGUUUAUGAAGUUAUUCACAGAAUCCAUCAGUGAGAUUUACAAGCCACACUUGAAGAAACCGCUUUCUGAACUGACCCAGCAACAAAUUGCAGCCAAGCGAGGAGGUUUCAGCAGCAUGUCCAGGUACCUGGCCGAGCCCACCACUGAGAAAAUGAUGAUCUCCUUCAGCUUCAGCGAGCAGCUCUACAAAAUGAUCACAAUCCUGACUGAAAAUGUUUACAAGGUGGUCUGGUAUUCGAUAUUCACCCAUCACCAGCUCUACUUCUCCUUCAUGCUGUGCAGCAGCAUCAUGCGAGCCGGCAAGAGUGGGGAAAACCUGGGGGAGCUCCCCGAGAAUGAGUGGCAGAGCUUCCUGCAUUGUAACGUUCUGGCCGAGAUGUCAGAGUCCUCAUCAAAAUCUGCGACUAAUGUUCCUGAAGAAGCACUAGAAAUGGAUCAGGAUGUCUGGACUGGUCAAGGCUAUCGUAGCCAGUGGAUGACGGACUCGAUGUGGAAACAGUGUCAGUACAUCAGCAGGAAGCUGGAGCCAUUCAGAAUACUUUGUUAUUCACUACAAGAACACCCAGAGCAGUGGGAGUGCUUCCUGCAGGCAGAGAAUAGCUACGAUCUAUUAAAGAAUCUUUUCUAUCGGAAGACCUCAAAGCAAGGCUCUCUCCAAUCCAGUGAAUUGGAACUCUCCAAAAUAACAAUAGAUGUCAACCCAAACCUGGAAACUCUCUUCCCUUGGCAGAAUCUUACAUCUUUCCAACGACUGAUAUUAAUAAGGAUCAUCAAACCUGAUGGUCUGACUGCUGCUGUCAGGGAGUUCGUGACUGAGAACCUGGGGCCUGAGUUCCUGCCGAGCUUUGUGUUGAACAUCCGAGAUGUGUUUGAACAGAUGAGUGCCAGUACUCCAAUGAUCUUCCUCCUAUCAUCUGGAGGAGACACGGUCACGCAGCUGAUGCGCUUUGCGAAGGAAGCACGAGGCAGCACUCAGCACUUGGACAUCAUCUCACUAGGACAGGGCCAAGGACCAAAGGCGGAAGAUCUGAUCCACAAAGCCCUGGUGCUGAGGGGACGUUGGGUGUUCCUGGAAAACUGCCACCUGGCAGCAUCCUUCAUGCCACGACUGCAGAGCAUUGUGGAAUCAUUCAAAAAAACUGGAGCAAACAUUGAUCCUCAGUUCAGACUGUUUCUCAGCUCAAAACCAAAUCCCCAAGUUCCCAUUUCCAUUCUUCAGAGAGCGAUAAAGAUUGCUGUGGAGUUGCCGCAGGGAAUCCGGGGUAAGCUCCUGACCACCUUCGGAAGCAGUGGCUCUCGAGAAGUACUGGACAAGAUGUACAAAAAGGAAAAUGCUGGCCCCUAUUGGCGCAGGCUGCUCUUCUCUCUCUGCUUCUUCAACGCAGUCGCCCAGGAGAGAAAGAAGUACGGAGCUUUGGGCUGGAACAUCCCUUACGAGUUCAAGUCUUCGGAUUUGGAGGUCUCCAUUCUGACACUGGAGAUUCUCAUGGAGGGGCAGGAGCAGAUACCCUGGCAGGCGCUUCGCUACCUGACGGGGGAGGUGGUGUACGGGGGCCGGGUCACAGACAGCUGGGAUCGUCGCUGUCUCAACUGCAUCCUCCAGAUGUUCUACACGCCCGAGAUCCUGCAGGAAGGUCACCGAUUCUCAGCUGACGGGAUUUAUCACAUUAUCUCGGAGAACAUGGACCAGGUGCAGUGUGUGAACUAUAUUGAAUCCCUUCCUGAGUAUGACUUGCCAGAUAUCUUUGGCAUGCAUCCUGAUGCUGAGAAAACGUUCCUGGAAAGUCAGAGCCAGUUAUUCAUGGAGACCGUUGUCAGCAUUCAGCCCCGGCUCAGCAUUAGUGGCCAGCUCACCCGGUCAGUACUAACCUCUGGGGGGAAGAGUUCGCACGAGAUCGUGCUGGAGGUCGCGCUGGACAUUCUUAAGCGCGUGCCGAGGAAUGUGGGAGACGAAAAACUUCCCGAGGGAAUUGAGCGGGUGAAGGCCCCCAAAAUAACCCUGGCUGAACUGCUGACAUUGCCCUUGUGGAUAGGCUAUGUUCAGUCUAUCAACGGCUUUGACAGCUUAGCAAACUCUGCACUGCUCACGGUAUUGCGGCAGGAGAUUGAUCGCUUCAACCAUCUCCUGGAAGUCAUCCUCAAGUCAAUUCGCUCCCUAUGCUUCGCAGUAAAAGGCCAGAGCAUCCUCACCGUCUCACUGGAGGAGGUCUACAACUCCUGCCUGAAUAUGAAGGUGCCCAAGCUAUGGAAGCUUUGCUCCUAUGAAUCCUGCAAGCCGCUGGGCUCAUGGAUUGAUGAUCUGAUUCAACGAGUAAAUUUCUUCAGCACUUGGUCAGACAACUUAAUCAGAGUGGCUCAGCAAAAGCUCAGAAUCAUUGCCAAAGAACAGGGAAAGAGACUGGAACAGAUUAUGCAGCCAAUCUCAGAACAGCCCGGAAAGACAUAUCAAGCGCAGCCGUGUGCUUUUUGGCUAUCAGGCUUCUUUUUCCCACAGGGCUUCCUGACGGCAGUGUUACAAAACCACGCAAGGCAGCAUGGCAUUCCUGUGGACACACUGACGUUCACCUACUACGUACAGCAGCCAAGCCGGGAUGACUCACUGGUCGAUGUGACCCGCAAGGCCAGCGCCUGCGACUCUGCCUUCAGCCAAGAUGAAUCGAACUUCGGAGAUGGCGUCCUUGUGUUUGGCUUGUACUUGGAUGGAGCUCACUGGAAUGCCGUGGGUCAAAGCAUAGAAGAAUCCAAGCCGGGGAAGAGGUACUGCAAGAUGCCAAGCAUCCACUUUCUCCCAGUUAAGAUUGAGAAGAACAAAAAGGUGGAUGAGUUGGAAGAGGAGGUGCAAGAAGCAUAUGAGUGCCCUGUGUACAGAACCUCCCAGCGAGCUGGAAUCCUCUCCGCCACAGGCCUAUCCACUAAUUUUGUAACCAGUGUCAUCCUGCCCUCACAACACCCCUUCAGCCACUGGGUCACCCGAGGGGUCGCCCUUCUGUGCCAGCUGGACGACUGAGGCUGGAAUAAAACAGGAAUAGGAGGAAUAGGAAUUCAGCCUUGAAGCCUAUUUCCGCAGUUAUUAGAUCAUAGAAAAAUAUUUUAAUUCCGUUUCCCUAUCGUUUCCCUAUCUUUUCCCUAUAUCCCUUCUUAGAUAUCUAUCCAUCUCCCAUUCAAACAUCCUAAUUGAUUCUACCUGCAGUGAGCCAGUGUGAAGGAAUGUUUUCUGAUCGCAUUUCUAGCCAUCCUAGCUCUAAUUUUAAGACUGAUUCCUUGUUUUAGAUCCCCCUCCCGCACCCGACUCCCAGAGGGAAGAGUAAUCCACUAAUUACACGUUCUUGUUUGUAAAGCUAACUUUCACCCCUUCCUCCCCUCUUCCCCACCCCAGUUUAGUCACUCGAAACAUAGUUACACUGGAAGCCGACAGUUAUUUUCCAACGAACCAAACCUAGAACAUUCAGCCUU
Molecule: messenger RNA, 14081 nt
Organism: Callorhinchus milii (elephant shark)
Lineage: Eukaryota; Metazoa; Chordata; Chondrichthyes; Chimaeriformes; Callorhinchidae
Product: dynein axonemal heavy chain 6
Exons: 82
Biological process (GO): microtubule-based movement
Cellular component (GO): dynein complex
Molecular function (GO): minus-end-directed microtubule motor activity; dynein intermediate chain binding; ATP hydrolysis activity
Source: RefSeq, a predicted model, not a curated record